GUUGCCCUCAUAUCCGGAAUGAUCGUACUUUGUCGUACUUUAAAACUCCGGCAAAAUUAUUUCCCCUCUCGACAGCAGCGGCGGCGACCCACCGGCCGCCGGAGAUGGGAGCCGCCGCAAAGCCCGCUCCCUUCGUCUGCUUCAAGUGGCCGUGGGGCCCCAGCCUCAACGCGAGCCCUAACCCCAGCCUCAGCCCGAGCCCGAGCCCAAGCCCCUGCGGCGACCUCGAGCUCCCCUGGCUCUUCAAGUCCAUCCGCACCGUGGCGCAGGGCCUCCUCAUCGCGGGCGACCUCCCUUCCCCCAGCGGCGGCGACGGGUCGAGGCGGCGGAAGCGUAAUCCGGGCCAGGUGGUGGUGGAGGCGGACCGCGGGGACGCGGAGCAGCGGGCGCUGGCGGCGGCGCUGGUGAGCGGGAGGGCGGCCACGGUGCUGGAGUUCUACUCGACGCGGUGCCGCCUCUGUGCGUCGCUGCAGGGCCUCGUGCGUGAGCUCGAGGACGGCGCCGGUGGGUGCGCGAGCUUCGUGCUCGCCGACGCCGAGGACGACCGCUGGCUCCCCGAGCUUCUGCAUUAUGAUGUCAGGUAUGUUCCUUGCUUUGUGCUCUUGGACAAGAAUGGUAGAGCUCUAGCGAAGACCGGAGUUCCAACUAGCAGGCAGCAUGUUAUCGCGGGUCUUCAUCACCUUCUUAACAUGAAGCAACCAUCUAGGCAGGAAGGAAAGAAGAGUUGAUCAUGAUGACAAUUUCUUGAGCAUGAUCUGUAAUCUAGAAUAAUGUCAGAUGACCCAUUUUGUUUGUUUACCAAGCAUUUCAGCGACAAUGGUUGGACUUAUAUUCUUUGGUCAAUUCGUAUAUGAUCAUCAUUUGUAGCUAUAUUUUCUUUGUACAAGCACCUCUUUUGCUAGAAUAUACUUCUAAACGCAAUGUGGUUGGAGAGAUUGUGGUGUAUGACACUGCCUAAUUCCUGUGUAGAACAUAACCCAUCAUCAUUUGUGCUUUA
Molecule: messenger RNA, 997 nt
Organism: Brachypodium distachyon (stiff brome)
Lineage: Eukaryota; Viridiplantae; Streptophyta; Magnoliopsida; Poales; Poaceae
Exons: 2
Coding region: 105-728 (207 amino acids)
Biological process (GO): cell redox homeostasis
Source: RefSeq, a predicted model, not a curated record